Pseudophryne corroboree (corroboree frog) is the source of this 2623-nucleotide messenger RNA. RefSeq names its product serine/arginine repetitive matrix protein 1-like. The transcript is spliced from 8 exons. Bases 191 to 2113 code for a protein of 640 amino acids. Gene Ontology annotation, biological process: regulation of transcription by RNA polymerase II. The record is from RefSeq and is a predicted model, not a curated record. Gene Ontology annotation, cellular component: nucleus. Gene Ontology annotation, molecular function: DNA-binding transcription factor activity, RNA polymerase II-specific; RNA polymerase II cis-regulatory region sequence-specific DNA binding. Lineage: Eukaryota; Metazoa; Chordata; Amphibia; Anura; Myobatrachidae.
GUUUGUUGCAUGUGCUCUGCAGCCAUUUUGUGAACCUGCAGAGAGGUGUGAGGAGGUGCAGAGCUAGCAAUUUGGUUGUUUGCUGUGGAUAUCUUUGGACACCCCAGCAGGCUUUAUUCCAGGACAGUCAGGAGGAUUCCUGUUACCCCGGAGCAGAGCCAUUUUAGGAGCUUUUACUACAGUUGUAGAGAUGUCAAGGGACAAACAAACCCGAUCCGCCCCUUCCCCCACCCCCUCGGAUCUAUCCCUGCAAAGCAAUGAGGAGUGGGAGCCAACCCAGGAGGCGGAUGCGACCGACCAGGCAUCUAGUGACCAGCCGCGGUCGUCAAGGGCCCAUGAGAAGUCCAAGAAAAAGCCUAGUAAAAAGGCAAGAAGCCAGCCAGAGGAGCAGUCGGAGGAGGAAGCCUCUGGUGAAGAAGCAGGACAGAAAAAGCCGCGUGGACCCAGAUACACUGAGGCGGAAAACUGUGUCCUAGUGGAUUGCGUCGACAGGUCCUACGACGUUUUGUAUGGAUCAAGGGCACAGAAAACAGCAUUUAAGGUAAAGCGGAACAUCUGGGAAUCCAUCGCCAGUCAAGUAACUGCAAUUUCUGGAAACCGUCGGAGCACCCAAAAUUGCUUGAAGCGGUACAGUGAUUGCCGCAGACAGACCAAGAAGAAGAUGGGGAUUCAGCGCCGACAUGAGACAGCUACGGGAGGUGGCCCGGCUCUCAAUUUGAAGUGGCUACCCUGGGAGAACGUUAUUAGAAGGCGCUUGAACCCUGCCAUGGUCGAAGGAGUUCGCGGAGGUGUGGACUCCAGCCGUCCUGCUGGCUUUCUCGAGGAGGAAGAACCGCCCAGAAGACGGAGGAAGGCGGGAGACCAGCCGUCCAAAAGGAGGUCUGAUGACAGACCUGCCCAGAGGACAUCACCUGCGCACAGGACAUCGCCAGCCCACGGACCUUCGUCAUCGCGCAGUUGGUCACCUGUGCACCAGACGACAUCAGUGCACAGACUAUCACCUGUGCACCAGACACCGUCGGCGACCACACCACAAGAUGGGCGCCAAACUACAGCUCCUGCGCGCAGGCCAUCACCAGAUCGUCGUCUCUCCAGGAGCUCUGGGACUGUGACUGAAGAGCCUCAAGACACAACCCUUGUGGACCCAUCACUCGAUCUGUUUGAGUCUACAGGGUUAACUGACGAAACUUUUCUUGGGUUUGAGGACAGCCGUGCAGAUGUAUCCAGCCAGACCCUUGAAAAGUCUUCCGAAACGAGGACAAGUGGAGCUCCUGGAGCAGUGGCAUCACAGGAUGGAGAAGUGGUGCCACGAACCAGCAGCGGACUAGCUUCGGGGAUUGGUUCGUACUUCAGGCCGGAUCUCCUACAGGGGUCGUCAGAGGAUGACGAGGUGGAAGUGCAGGAUGAUCCAGUUGCUACAUCCCUGCCUGCCCAAAUGAAUGUGGUGGCAGACAUCCAGGAAGGGCAGAAUCCCUCAACUGUUCAGAGGGUUCACACCCUGGCAUCAGAGAUUGGGACACGCCAGGAUACAUACACAAAUGUUGUGGGAAGCAGACUGGACAACAUUGAGAGGACAAUGGAGAAAAUGUCCAACAAUCUGCAUGAACUGCAGAAGACUAUUUCCGAUAGCACGGCCACAAUACUACAGAUCAUAAUUGAAGAUCGUAGGGAGAAUAGGAACAUACUUAACAUCAUGUCCGAUUCCUUGGUCAAGCUUGUGGAAAAAACCACAUGUUUGGCAGAAAGCAAUAAGAACAUGUCGGAUAGUCAUCGACACUCCUCUUCCAGCCAACAGCUCAUCGCAACCACACUGCAGAUGAUCUAUGAUAAGCUCCCAGUACCAGCUCAUCAACACGCUGGUGAUCCACCAUAUCCGCCGUCUCAAGCCACAAGGACGCAUCGUACCCUUCCUCAAGUCCCAUCCCAGUACAGUCAGUCACAGAUGUACCAGGGAUAUACAGGGAUGUACCCCACCCCCCAGAUGCCUCCACCACCAGCCGCACAUUCUUCAGCAGCAUGGGCACCGAGGGCCAGUCGACAUACUCCCCAGCCUCCCAGGACAUCCACGCCCUAUCAGGGGGAAGAAGAGGAUCCGGACAGACUUCCACCAUAAACCCGGUCGUAUUAUUUUAUUUUAUUUUAAAUGUUUUUCAUGUAUCCCUGUCUUCCCCUCCCAUUAGUUUGUUGUUUUUCUUACUAUUGUUUUUUCUUUGUUGGGCUUCCCCACCCGUGACCGGGUACUACCAAGGAGCUUUGUGUAGGCAUACAUGCGCGGGCAUGUAUGCGGGCGCGUGUGGUAACGGAUGAAAGCUCCUUGCGGCUACAUGUAUGAUGGGCCAAAGAGCUAUUCUGAUACCCCCUUUUUCUUCAAAAAAUCCUUUUUGUAAUGAUGUACAGUAGACUUUCAUUGUGUGAAUUUACUAUUCACUAGUCUGUGUUUUUGACUUAUUCAUAGGAUUUGUGAGGAAAAAUGAAGUGGACGGCAUAAGAUUGUGUUGAGCGUACCAAGAUAUCUAUAUACACAAGAAAAGAAUGUAAAGAAGAACAAACUACUUUUUUGUUUUAAUUAACUUUCAAACUUUAUUAAAAAAAUUUUUUCUUCAAUAAACUUUUAAAAAUAGAA